UGAAGUUAACAUUUUUAAUCUGUGAUGAAAUUGACGUGCUCGGGGCAAGUGUUAUCGAUUCUUCUUCACAAAUUUCCAUGUCUGUCUUUUUCCAGUUAUCGAAAUAUUUUUGUGACUCCAUGGUAAAUUAGAAGGAUAAGUGAGUUUACGUUGUUGUCUGACAGAGGCCUUGUAAGAUGCUAAGUGGCGGAGGGGUUAUGAAAGCCGUAUAGAAUGCGGUGGUAGGCAGAAGUUGGGUGUGUUGUGGAGGUCGGGAGCUCGCGAGGCGCGAUGGCGGCGGACACGGCCGUGGCGCCCACCCCCGAGGAGACCCUGGAGUCGCUGCUGCGAGAGGCGGAAGCCCUCAAACAGAAACUGGAAGAGGAGCGCCAGAAGCUCAACGAUGUUACUCUUUCUUGCGUGGCAGAGCGACUGGAGCAAAUCAACUUUCCAAAUCUAAAACUGCGGCGUGUGCUCAAGGGCCACCAGGCCAAAGUCCUGUGCUCCGACUGGUCACCAGAUAAACGGCACAUCGUUUCAUCUUCACAGGAUGGCAAGGUGAUAGUGUGGGAUGCGUUCACGGCCACCAAGGAGCUCACCAUCGCCAUGCCCAGCACCUGGGUCAUGGCCUGCGCCUACGCGCCCUCCGGCAACAUGGUGGCUGCUGGCGGGCUGGACAACAAGGUGACGGUGUUCCCGCUGGGCGGCGCGGGCGACGAGGAGCCGGCCGCGCGCAAGCGCACCGUGGCCACGCACACGUCCUACAUGUCCUGCUGCGUGUUCCCCAACACCGACCGCCAGAUCCUCACGGGCAGCGGCGACGGCACCUGCGCGCUGUGGGACGUGGAGUCCGGCCAGCUGCUGCAGAGCUUCCAGGUCGGCGCGGCACUCGCGACGCUCCGGCGGCGCCUCGCUCGGCGCGCGACUGACCGGCGCCCGACUGUUGCAGGCGCACGCGGCCGACGUGAUGUCGCUGGACCUGGCGCCGUCGGACAUGGGCGACACGUUCGUGUCGGGCGGCUGCGACCGCGCCGUGCUGGUGUGGGACCUGCGCACCGGCGCCGCCGUGCAGGCCUUCGACACGCACGACUCCGACGUCAACAGCGUGCGCUACCACCCGUCCGGCGACUCGCUGGCGUCCGGCUCCGACGACUCCUGCUGCCGCCUGUUCGACCUGCGCGCCGACCGCGAGGUGGCGCGCUACAGCAAGGAGAGCAUCAUCUUCGGCGUGAACUCGGUGGACUGGUCGGUGUCGGGGCGGCUGCUGUUCGCGGGCUACAGCGACUACACGGCGUGCGCGUGGGACGCGCUGCGGGCGGCGCGCGUGUGCGUGCUGUGCGGGCACGAGCACCGCGUGACGCGCGUGCAGCUGGCGCACGACGGCACCGCGCUGGCCACCGCCUCCUGGGACGCCACGCUGCGGAUCUGGGCGUAAACCGCCCGAGCGACAUUCCACCGCGCGGCCCCGCUCUAUGCGUCAACGAAGCGGGGAGAUUUGUAUUCGCCUCAAGUUAUUUCGGUUUCGGCUGUCAAAGGCGAGGAGUCUGGUGUGUGAGUGAAGUGUUCACACGGAAGCAUUGAAUAGUUUAACGUGCGCUACACAGUAGGUAGGUUCUCGUAUCUAUGUAUGAAUUAGCGAGGUGUGAUAUAGUAUUGCGCGAGAGAUCUGUAUUUAGUUCAUUCCGUCGUUAUUGAUAAGUAAUUUCGAGAGAGCUCGUCGUCCGGGAAGCCAGGAUUUCAAAAUAUCCGUUUAAUAUGCAGUCCUGAGAAUAAAAUCUGACACAUGAAGUAAUAGUCUAGGCAAGCCAGUAUAAUAUCGGUACAUUGACGCUGGGUAGCUCGUGUGGAGCCGUCGGGCGCCGCGCGAGCCCCGGCUCCCGGUCGGCGUGCAAGUAUGAAUGUCGUGAGCGAGGCUCUCAACACCUGUAUAGUUUUCUCUUGUAUAAAGCAAUAGCAAUAGUGUGUUUGUAUAGAAUUCUGCAUGUGUACCUACGAUAAGCUCGAAGAUUAUGUUCGAAGCCAAUAAAGUAUUCAGUAUUUUGUUAAAAAAAAAGUUUGAAAUCAAA
This is a messenger RNA of Ostrinia furnacalis (Asian corn borer), 2045 nucleotides long. RefSeq names its product guanine nucleotide-binding protein subunit beta-5 (gene Gbeta5). The transcript is spliced from 6 exons. Gene Ontology annotation, molecular function: protein binding. NCBI's taxonomy places the organism in Eukaryota, Metazoa, Arthropoda, Insecta, Lepidoptera, Crambidae. Bases 271 to 1560 code for a protein of 429 amino acids. Gene Ontology annotation, biological process: signal transduction. The record is from RefSeq and is a predicted model, not a curated record.